Molecule: messenger RNA, 2526 nt
Organism: Colletotrichum costaricense
Lineage: Eukaryota; Fungi; Ascomycota; Sordariomycetes; Glomerellales; Glomerellaceae
Exons: 1
Coding region: 1-2526 (841 amino acids)
Biological process (GO): lipid metabolic process
Source: RefSeq, a predicted model, not a curated record
AUGGUAGCUAUGUCUCAAAAAGAAGGCGUCAGUGAAAGGAGGAGGUCUCCGUCUCCGAUCCUAGAAAAAGUCUUAUCUGAAGAUCCAGUGUAUGGUGACGAUGACCAAGAUGGCGCCCAGUCCGUUAUGCAACCCGCAUUGAGUGUUGCUGCAACCCGACUCACUUUACCACAAACAUCCAAAGCUGAAAAGGCUGCUGCAUUGGAGAGAGAGAGGGAAAGGAAGUCGUCCGGACUCUUCCUGCCUGGUAAUACGAGUAGUGACGAUUCCGCUAGCUCGCCAGAAUUAACGCCCUUCCCCGAUGAGAUUCCUACCACUUUCGAGACCGAGUCGGACACUCCCAUCUCACCGGCGCCGCCUCGCAGACGGGAGUCUCAAAAGCUCCAAAAAGCUAGGCCAGCUCCAAAGGAAGACCUGCCUUCACCAUGGCAGUCGAGUCCACGGAACAUGAUAUUUGGUGGUGGGGACGGCGAAGCGCCCAAGACCGCCCUCGAAUCCAUAUCUUUUGGUCAAACUAGACAUAAACGCUCAUCUUCCACGGGAGCUGAUGCGCUAAAGAAGUUUUCGAAUGCUUUUUCUUCGUUCCCGGCUCCUUCGGCAAUCUUCAAUUCUUUAUCCUUCUUUACUGCCGCCGCAGAGAAGACGGAGCCGAAAUCGACGACGACGACGACGACGACGACGACCGAACAGCGGAAAUUUCCCCUGGCCCAGAGUAGAAGGCCUUAUAACAGCACAGCUGCCAUGUCUAGCGGUGCCAAUAGUCUUCCUCGUGCGCAGACGAUGGCCAACGAAGCAUCCGGUAAUCGUCCGUCUGUAUCAUCUGGGAGACCUUCUACCACAAGGCCCCGUGUUUUGAGACGAGUUACAUCCGAUGAUUCGCUGCUGUACCACUCGCUAUCCCGCACAUCUUCUAUUGGGGAUGACGAUGGCAGGUUUGACCACGUCAGAGAAAUGGCCAAUGUGAGGAUGAAGGCAAUCAAAGACAGUCUGCCCGAAAGACCAACGUUCAAAAUGCCAAGCCUACCCAAACUUGGAUCGUCACUCAAACUCAACGAAGACGCAACGGGCAAGACAAUACCUGAAGCCCCAGCACCCAAAGUCGACAACGACGGACUGUCAACUCUAGACAGAGUGCUGGAGACGUUGACUGGGGAUAUAGUAAUUCUGGGUGGUUACCGUGGUUCGAUUCUACGAUCAGCAGAGCCUCCGCACCACCAACUAUGGGCUCCAGCCAAAAUCGGCCUCAACAUGAGGAAGGCGGACUUGGAGGUUGGCCUUGACCCCGAAGACGAAGAGUCAAUGGAAGAGCGCAUCAUCCCGUCAGGCAUGCUCCAGAACAUCGGCCCAAUCGACAUUUCCAGAAAGUUGUUCAAGAAGAUUGCCGCUUGCGAAAACGUUCGGAAAGGAAAGCUACGUUUACAUGAUUAUGGCUACGACUGGAGACUGAGCCCUCAUCUACUAUCACGUAAAAUGGUUGAGUUCUUGGAAAAGCUGCCAUGCAACCAGGCGGAUUCGAAAGAGCCCAGAGGCGCUCUUGUUUUGGCCCACAGUCUCGGUGGUCUUAUCACCCGCCACGUCGUCAACCAGAGACCGGAUCUGUUCUCCGGAGUGGUCUACGUUGGUACACCUCAGCGGUGCAUCAACGUCCUGGGGCCCCUAAGAGACGGCGACGCAGUCCUCCUCAAUGAGAAGAUCUUGACUGCGCAGGUCAACUUCUCACUCAGAACAUCCUUCGUGUUUCUGCCUGAUGACGGCUUCUGUUUCGUCAAUAAGGACACGAAGGAAGAGUACAAUAUCGACUUUCACGACGUAAACGAAUGGAUCAAAUAUCGUCUCACACCAUGUAUUGAGCCUCCGCUACCUUCCCUAGUACCAAAGGAAAAGUCGACAACGUUCAGCUCUCUAUUGUCAGUCCGCAGUCGCAGCUCAAGCGAGAAGAAACAAAACCAUGUCUUGCCGCCAUCAGUAACCGACGCGGCCCGGAGGGUAGAGCACGUCCGCGAAGGAGGCAUCAACCCACAGAUAGAUGGCAACAAACCAUCGCCAUUCACAAAGGGGGCAUCUGGCAUAACUACGCCCCCCAACCGCGCCAGAAACAUUGCCUACCUCGAGCGUACCCUUGCCGAGGUCAAGAGAUUCCGUCAAGAAACACAAUUCGACCCAGCACUAUCAGAGGCCAACGCGUACCCUCCUCUCGGUAUCAUCUACGGCAAGGAAGUCCCCACCGUUUACGCCGUCAAGGUCAGCAGCCGCGAGGCCAUCUGCCAUGCACAAGCCUACGACGACCUCAUUUUCCGCGCCGGCGAUGGCGUGGUUCUCGCGCGCGAGGCGCAGCUGCCAGAGGGGUACGAACUGGUACGCGGUGGGCGUGUCAGCACCGAGCGCGGACACUUGACCAUGCUCGGUGACAUGCCCGCCGUCGGCAAGGCGUUGGAGGCUGUGAUUCGGGGCCGAAGGAAGGGCAUCGGCAUGGGGAAAGUCGUAAAGGAACAUGUUAGUAAGAAAGAGGGUGUCGCUAGAGCCUAG